Molecule: messenger RNA, 5390 nt
Organism: Trichosurus vulpecula (common brushtail)
Lineage: Eukaryota; Metazoa; Chordata; Mammalia; Diprotodontia; Phalangeridae
Gene: TMX4
Product: thioredoxin related transmembrane protein 4
Exons: 8
Coding region: 1-1308 (435 amino acids)
Source: RefSeq, a predicted model, not a curated record
AUGGAGACUGGGGGGAGGGGGAGGUUGGCCGGGGCUUUUCGGCUUUUCCUCCCUGUUUGGUCUAGCCAAAGACCCAACCUGGGGUACCCUCCGCUCAGGUUAAGAAGCCAGGGAAUUGGGGAAUCUCUCCGGACCACCUUAAAAAAGAAAGGGAGAAACGGGUGGGGGCCUGAGGUGGUGAGCGGGGGGUGGGAAAAAAAACUGGAGCCCGCCCCCCUCCCCGCCGCAGAGCCAGCCUCCGCUUCACUUCCUGACUUUCAAAGCUUGUCUUCCCUCCUGCCUUUCAACAUGGCCGGCCCAAGCGCCAGGGAGGCCCGGGGGCCUGGGGCCCCAAGCUUCGUGGCCGUUGCCGUGGCCGUGGCCAUGGCCAUGGCGCUGACCGGGCCCUCUCAGGCGGCUGCGGCGGCAGCAGGGCAGGAGGAGCAGAGCCGGGUCCGAGCUAUGACCUCCUCCAACUGGACCCUGGUGCUGGAGGGGGAGUGGAUGCUGAAAUUCUAUGCUCCAUGGUGUCCAGCCUGCCUGCAGACUGAAUCAGAAUGGGAGACUUUUGCCAAAAAUGGUGAAAUACUUGAUGUCAGUGUGGGAAAGGUGGAUGUCACUCAAGAACCAGGUUUGAGUGGCCGAUUCUUUGUCACUACACUUCCAACUAUUUUCCAUGCGAAGGAUGGAAUAUUUCGCCGAUACCGUGGCCCAGGGAUCUCCAAAGACCUUCAGGAUUACAUCUUACAGAAGAAGUGGAAAGCAGUUGAGCCUGUGGCUGGAUGGAAAUCCCCAUCUUCUAUAACAAUGUCUGGAAUGGCUGGGCUUUUCAGCUUAUCGGGCUGGAUACGGCAACUUCACAACUAUUUCACAGGGACUCUUGGAAUUCCAGUUUGGGGUUCAUAUUUCAUCUUUGUUGUAGCCACACUAAUGAUUGGCCUCAUCCUUGGUCUGAUACUGGUUUUACUUGCAGACUGCUUUUGUCCACCUAAACCAAGAGAUGGAACAGAUCAGUCUGAGUUGAUUGAAAAGGAGAAGGAAGCUCUUAUAGUUGAAGAUCUAGGAAUUUCAGAAGGAAAGAAAGACCUUUCAGAUGAAGAGGAAGAGAAAGAUGACCUUUCAGAGGCAGAAGAAGACAAAGAAGACCUUUCAGAACGAGAAGAGGAAAGAACCAAUUCAAACGAUGAGACCUCUGAAGAGGACUCUGCAGUGGAUGAAGGAUCAGCAACUGAAGAUGCAGGGAACGUCCCAGACCAACAGUUGACUGAUACGGAGGCUGAAAGCUCAGUGAGGCAGCGCAAAAGUCAUGUUGCUGAUGGGGAGCAGUAAUUUUUUGUGAAGGUAUUUCCAGCAAACUGGACCAAAGAAAUGUAUCAAUUGCCCUUCUGGUCUACAGUGGAAGCCAAAUUCUUAAUCUGUCUUGCAUGAGCCAGCUUCUCUCUUAAAAGCUUAUACAUAACAAACAUUUAGUCCUAAAAGACAGUAACCAUCAUGUAGUAAUGAGAAUCUUUUAGGCAUGACAAUCAAAAUCAAAAAUAUGACCUAUUAUUCUGCUUGGAGAUUUGUGAUAUGAAAGUCUGUGGGGUUAGGAAAUUCUGGUUUAAUAGGUGGCCAUCACUUCUUUUUAAUAUCCUCUAGAAAUAUUGCUCUAAGCCACGUGAGAUGAAAGCAUACUUGACUUCACACAUCAGCAAUAACAAAAUGUGCCCUAAGAAUUGUAGCAGAAGUCUCACUUCCUUAUUUGGUCUUGAGUAUUUUUGUCGAACCGUAUGGAAAACAACAGGCAAUGCAGUCAGUCAAUAGGUAUUCAUUGAGAUGGAAACUGAGAGGCCCCUGAAUGUUAUCCUAGUAAAGGAACUGUGGGUAUGGCGGUUUAACUCUCAUCACUGCUCACUGAAGCUCCUUCAUUAUGCUCCAUUUUCUACUUCUUAUUUUUCCUUCUCAAUGUUUCUUUUGAAAAUAUACUGAGUGCACUGUGACAACAGGGACGGGCCAAAGACUGGGCUUGCUACAUGCCACACCAGCUAUGCAGAGGAGCAGCAUCCAAGUUAAUGUGACAUCAGCCCAGCUUAUUAUGACUUCAGGGGGCUUAGAUCAUCAGAAACCACAGGCAAUGAAAUAUUGACGAGCAAACGCUGAAAAUGACUUGUAACCUUCAGAGAUUCAGAAGGAAGUGGUCAUUUAGCAGGAGGAGAACUUUUUUUUUUUUUUUGGCCCGAAAGCCAAUCUUCCUGCCCACCCCCUUUCAAAUAUUUCAUUGAGAAGUCUUCUUUUUGAAGCCAGUAAAUCCUCUUAGUCCUGCCAAUACAAGCAAGUCGUGUGCAGAGAACUGCAGUAUGAUUCUAGAGCAGCUCCCUGGCUCCAUCUGAGCUACUUUAGUAAUCAUAACAACUAAAAAGCCACUUAUGGUUUCCUUUUUAGUAAACUGACCGACUGGUGAAAGAAUGAGUGAAAAUCUAGAGCAGGAAAUGAGAGAAAUGGGUUUCUUCUCUUCCCACCUACCCCCCAACUCUCUUUAAUCCUACAAAGAAAUGCAUCUUUGUAAAUUUCUCAAUACUUGACUUAUUAAAACUGCCCAGGGGUUUAGUUUCUUUAAAAAAGAAGUCUUUUUACUUGAUUUAUUUUUUAGAAAUAGAAAAAAUCAGAACCAAGUUGUACAUAGAUUCUCAAAGUAGGACCUAUCCCCACCCCCAAACCCCUUUUUUUUAGAUGCACUAGAGUGCAUAAGGAAAGGAGCAGAAUUUUAUAAAAUCCAUUAAUUAUUUUGUCAUCUUUAAAAAUGAAUUAGAUACACAUUUGGCUAUUCAGAUUGCACUCAUUAGGUGAGCUGAGAACAAAGAAAUUAGUGUGGGAUUGUGAGAAUCUCUGCCCUCUUAUGGUUGAAUGAAGUAUUACAGGACUUGCACAAAACUAGUUUUUAUUGUUAAAAAAUAAAUAAAAUCUGAAGCUGGGAUUAGUUUACAUCUUUUAAAGUUAGUCAGGUUUUGUUGUUGUUUGUAAUCUCCCCUUCCUCCCUACCUGGGGGACAGAGUAUGGGGUGGCAGAGGGGGAAGUGGGGGUAGAAGAAAGAUAAUGAUUAAAAAGAAAGGAUUUAUUCGAAGAAUUUGUAGGGUUUAUUUUAAGCUCCUACAGCCCCAUGGUUUUUAGGGUGUUUAUUUUAUGGUUUUGCUGUUGCAGGGUAGAUAUAGAAACAAACUCUUUCAAGGGAAUAGGAAACACAUUUUAGUGGCUUCCAUACAUUUUAAAGAGGAAUUAAGGCAGUUAAAUGUUAUAUAUCCAUGUUUAUGUGUGACUAAACAUUUGUAUCCUAGGUAGUGAGCAUUUGCUGAGGGUCAGAGUACAUGGAUCACAGGUUUACUUCUUUUAUGGAAUUUUCAUAUAUUCCUUCUACUUAUUUCAAUGGCCCAGAAAGUAUCAUGUACCCAGCAGGCACUUGAUUCAUCUUACGUGAUUUUGAUCAUCAGUUGCAUCUAUUUAAUAUUAAUGUUGUACUAGGUACUUGAUAUAUCCCAGAAAAGAGACUUGAUCCUUACUCCCCAAUGAUUUAAAAUCUAGGGAAAGGUAAAAUUUGGUACUUUAGCCCUUUUGUUCUUGAGAGCUAUAUAGUCUUAGGAGCUUUCAGAAAUCUCAAAGCUGUUGGACCUUCACUCCAUCCAUCUCCUGUUUUUUUUUUUUUUUUUCUGGCAGAACUACUAUUCAUCUCUCCUUAAAGGAGAUAACAUUUUCCCAGUUACUGUGUCUACCCAAUACCAAUAGCCUUUCUAAUUAAUUAAAAUAAAUUUGGCCCAUAGAAAGAGCCCUAGAUUUGGGAUUGAAUUCUGGAUUUUCUACAAGCUACCCCAGUGCCCUUUAGCAAAUUACGUCAUCUAUAUGGGCCAUAUAGUCCUCAUUUAUAAAAUGAAAGAGUGGAUGGAGUAGAUAAUAUCCAGAGUAAAUUAUCCAGGACCGUUUUCACUCUAUAUCUGUAAUCCUAUAGUUUCUAAAGUACUUGUGUUGUGAUUGUUGUUUAGUCAUUUUAGUUGUGUCUGACUCUUUGUGAUGAUAUAAAAUGCAUUUUGAUAUGAUAGCUAAGUGAUAGAGUAAUUGUGUUUUUGGAGUGGGGGAAUAUAGUCCUUUAAAGUGGUGACUGGAUAAAACAAAUAGUUCUUUGGAGAUCCCCAAGUCAUCUUUCUACUGUAUUAUUUCAGAUUUUCAUAGUUUAAACCUGGGUUUAUGGAUAAACCACUCCUCCCCUUGUAUCUCUAUUUGAAAGUGAAAUAGGACUUCCCCUACCCUCACCUCAAGCUUUAAAGAAAGAUCGGAGGGUGAGCAUCAUUCUAGCAUGGAAGUCUUGCAGUGCAAUCUUUGCUUAUUUCCAGUUCAUUUGAUCACCAUUUACUUAUAGGUCACCUAAAUUAUGUAAAGAAAUGAAAAAUAAAUGUUAUAUUAUGUUGAAAUUGUAGUUUCAAAAGGGUUGGUUGACUUUCAAAGAACAAUUCUGAAUUAUUUGCUAGCAAAGAAACCUUGUUGAUUUUUAUAGUAUUUCUGUGUGUGUUCUGUGAAAUUGCUUAUGCUCCAGCCCACCACUUAAUUGCACGGGGUGGGGGUGGGGUUGUUUUGUGUUAAAUAUCUGACAUUUUAUGAGUCAGUCUUUGAGUAGUAAACAAACUGUUUUAAGUGAUGGGGGAAGGGAUUACUGAAAGGGGUAGGAGAUAGUAAAGACUGGGCAAGAUAAGUUAAAUACAUGAUUUGUUUGUUGGAUGGAUGAUUAUGUCAUAAGAAGACAAAUCAGGGUAGAGAGGGAAAAGACGUAGUAGGUUGGUGCUUUGUUCUAAAAUGGAUAUUUUGUUUCUCUUGGGUGUCUUUCAUCUCAAUACAAUAUUGAAGUGUUAUUUCUAUCAGUAUUAUAGAUGAAUAGUUUAUCCAAUCUGCCGCAUUGCCAAGGUUUUCAAAAAUAUUUGCCUCUAUCUUCUGUGCCAACAGUAAAAUUAUUUUAUUGUUACAUUCUGUUUACCUCAUUCAUGUGUGUUGAUUCACUUGAGAAAACCACAACUUAUUUUGAAAAGUUGAAAUGUAGAAUUAACUUAUUUAAUAUAGUAUUAUUACAUGAUUCAUUGGGAAUUAGCAAUAGGAGAUCUUUGGGAAAAGCACAUCUCUGUUAACAUCAUUAAGCUAAUUACCAGCAUGUGAAAUAUAUAAACUAUAAACUUUUCUCCUAAUUGGCUUACUUACUAUAAAGUUUGAAGUAGAAGGUAACUAAUGUAUGUGAAUCAUGCAGCUUUGACAUUUUUGUAUUGGCUAUAAAUGUUGAAUGAUAUUUAUGUUACAUAGCUUUUUUUCAUUGAAAUGCAAUCUUUUUAUACUAAAGUUCAGCAGACAUGCUAUUGCAUAUUUGUAUUGCAAUACCUUAUAAAUUUAGUAUUUAAACUCUU